Pangasianodon hypophthalmus (striped catfish) is the source of this 847-nucleotide messenger RNA. It is a transcript of the gene jagn1b, whose product is annotated as jagunal homolog 1b. The record is from RefSeq and is a predicted model, not a curated record. The transcript is spliced from 3 exons. Bases 148 to 699 code for a protein of 183 amino acids. Gene Ontology annotation, biological process: vesicle-mediated transport; granulocyte colony-stimulating factor signaling pathway; endoplasmic reticulum organization. Gene Ontology annotation, cellular component: endoplasmic reticulum membrane. NCBI's taxonomy places the organism in Eukaryota, Metazoa, Chordata, Actinopteri, Siluriformes, Pangasiidae.
GUAGGGCACUAGUUAGGACGUAUAGAAGCUACCACUUAAUCCUCAGUGUAGUGCGCUUGUGUAGGGUGGAUGGAGGUUGUUUGGGAUUCAGCUUCGGUGUGUUAGCUUGCUUGGAAGUGCCUGGUAGUUGCAAUCAAAGGUUUUGCCAUGGCAUCGCGGGCCGGACCGAGAGUAGAGGGUACAGAUGGAAGUGACUUUCAGCACCGGGAACGUGUGGCCUCACACUAUCAGAUUAGUGUGGCACUGAAAUCAGAAAUCCGAAAGCUGAACAUGGCUCACGUUGCGCUGUGGGCAUUAGUUUUGGCCCAGGUGGUGGUGAGCCAGCUGAAUUUACUCUCCCACAAACUGGUGGCCAGCCCGUACCAGUGGGAGUACCCGUACCUGCUGAGCAUCAUUCCCACCGUGCUGAGCUUCAUGGCACUGCCGAAGAACACCAGCGGCUACCUGGCCGUGUCCAUGAUCGGCGCUGGGCUGUUUUGCAUAGCGCCCAUCAUCUACGGUGCCAUGGAGAUGUUCCCUGUGGCGCAGCAGCUGUACCGGCACGGCAAAGCGUACCGCUUCAUCUUCGGCUUUUCCGCCGUCUCCGUCCUCUACCUGCUUAUAGUGGUGGCUGUGCAGGUGCACGCCUGGCAGAUCUACUUCAGCAAGAAGCUCCUGGAUGCCUGGUUCAGCACCACACAGGACAAGAAGAAGAAAUGAAACCAGCUGCAAACAUGGACACGGACGACUUGGGGUUUUUUAUGUAUCAUCAUCAUCAUCAUGACCUGAAUUUAUUUUCUCAUCGACUUGAGAUAAUGAGAGAUCAUGCAGAAUGGUCUGAACUUGUGAAACUAAGCUCCCCUGUUCC